AACAUCUGAAAAAGUAUCUUCUAGUCAGACUACAUUGUGUUCCUCUGUAAACAUAUGUUUGACCAGAAGGGGUCGCUGUUUCUUGAAAGAAACAAGCUUGGGCAGGUGUAGGACUGUAACAAAACAUUGGACAGACAGAGUACAUAUUUUACAAUUCAAGUGGUACAUUUUUUGGUCGAUAUUAAAUCCACAUAGAAAAAAGAAAAAAAGAAAAAAAAACAUAAAAUUAACACAGCACAUACACUCCAAAUUCCAAAUUUCGACAUAGGAUGUUUUUACAUAUCUAUAACUAGUUCCAGUAGAUGCUGGCAGCAGACUUCGUCUUGGCGUUUCUUACCAGUAGCGCAUAUUCUACCAGUACGAAACACUAACAAGACUGCUGUCAGUAGUUUAACAUUCCGGCUAAAGUAAGAUACAUAUUUAUUUUUUAUUGGUCUUAAGUUUGUGACAAUUAAAUGAUCAAAUCAACGAAAGCUCAAUGGUAUUAAGAGGAGAAUGACCAGAUCUUUUUGCCAAGUUUUGCCGUUGUCUCCACCCAAAGCCGCACACAUCCGGGGACUGUGGCGUCACCGGGUCACCCCAGAGAAGCUGGCAAACUAGGAAGACAAGCAGUCUGCAGGAGCCAGAGCGGUAUACUGGGAGAAACAGAAACUAGCUAUUCACACAAACCACAGCGGAGAAGGAAAAAUACUGGAACAACGUUUAGAAAACCAUUUACUGUACCGUACACAAAGCAACAGAGAAGCUUGAGGGAAAAGAGCUCAAGGUUGCUGGAUUUCUUAUAUGAACAAGGACGGGGAAUCGGCUGUCAGGUUGUGCUGUCACACUGGGCUGAGGUUACUGCACAUAAAGGGUCUGGCCUUAUUUCCAAAUUGGAGUCACUUAUAUCACUGGGUGGCUGCGGACUGAACCAACCCCACUGGACUCUAAAGAAGCUGUGACGUUUUCUGGGCAAAGCUUUUCUGCUUGUUGCUGGACUGCAAGAAGUUGAAUCAAAAGUGAGCAAAGGAAAUGGGGACACCUGGAUCUGGAAGGAAGCGUGCUCCUAUUAAAGACAGAUUCUCCGCAGAGGAUGAGGCCUUGGGUAGCAUUGCCCGGGAGGCCGAGGCAAGACUAGCUGCUAAACGGGCUGCAAGAGCGGAGGCACGGGAUAUCCGAAUGAGAGAAUUGGAGCGGCAGCAGAAAGAGCAUUCUCGCCGUUCAUCCGAUAGAAAAUGGGGACAAAUCAAUCAAUGGAUGGAAGAUACAGAAAAAGCUAAAUAUGGUCACAGGUCCAGUGGGCGUCACCACCGGGGGGUCGAUGAUGAUGUGAUGUCUGUCCGCAGUGUCGGCAGCUAUAGGCACUCAUCCUCCUCCCCCUCCUCAUUGCGAGAUGUGAGCGGCUCCCACAACAGUAGAGCAAGCACUUCCCGAAGAAGAGACCUUGUGUUUGACAGCUUAAAGGACAAGUCAUCCACAAAAAGCUCACGAUCAUCAAGCUCUUCUUACAGUGCCUCUUAUGGUCUCACGAAGACGCCUGUUUCCAGUAACUCCAGGAAAGAUCUGUUGAGUGGAUAUUACCAUGACCAAAGAAACUACAGCAGCCUAAAACACUCCAAACCUAUUUCUUCUUACCAUACCCGGUCCUCUUCAUUAUAUAGUGACUCACUCGCUACAACACCCAGGAGUUACAGGUUAUCCUCUAGUACAGACUCUCAUGGUCUGACACGGAGCUACAGUGUGGCUUCUUUGUGUGACGAUGGUCUCUAUGGUUCAUAUAGUAGUUCAAGAGCUCCUUCAGAAUACAGCUAUUCUUCUUCUUCAAGAGCAAGCUCCACUCGUAGCAGCCCUGUGUCUUCUGAUGAUGACACAGUGAGCACUGCCUCCCAGGAUCGUGCCAGCCGUGGGCGGAGGGACAGUGUGUCCUCUGACUUCUCUGAUAUAAGUGAGUCAGCUGCAGACUAUUUUAGCCGCUCUAACCGCAGGGGGAGCAUUGUAUCUGACUUGGAUGAUCUUAUCAUCCCAGACCUGGACAGUCUGGAUGAGAAGAGUGACAAGCAUUUCACUGAAGUAUUCACUCGGCCAGUGCCCCGUAAUACUGUACCUGGAUUAUCUGCUGCUACCCUGGCCUCCUUGGGUGGGACCUCGUCUCGGAGAGGAAGCGGGGAUACGGGCAGUAUAGUAGAUCCAGACGCUUCACUCAGUGAAUUGAGGGAUAUCUAUGAUCUUAAGGACCAGAUACAAGAUGUAGAAGGCAGAUACAUGCAGGGACUAAAAGAGCUCAAGGAUUCAUUGACGGAAGUGGAAGAGAAGUACAAGAAAGCAAUGGUCUCCAACGCACAGCUGGACAAUGAGAAAGCAAAUCUGAUCUAUCAGGUGGACACACUCAAAGAUGUUGUUGAGGAAAUGGAGGAACUGAUGUCAGAAAUGCAUCGAGAAACCGAAGAGAAAUCAAAGGAAUUAGAGCGACAAAAGCACACAUGUAAUGUCCUUCAGCAUAAAAUAGAUGAACUUAAAGAAGGUGUUCGCCAAAGAGAUGAGCUAAUCGAGGAGAACCAGGGCAUGCAGCAAAAGUUAGAUUCUCGCACCAGAGAAGUGUUUGAUCUGCAGGAAACGAUUAACUGGAAGGACAAAAAAAUUGGGGCCCUAGAGAGGCAGAAAGAGUACUUUGACUGCAUUAGAAAUGAGCGAGAUGAGCUCAGAGAUGAGCUGGCUGUCCUCAGUGGAAAUAUGAAGACAGGAGAGAAACAUGGGUUGGUGAUUAUCCCAGAAGGCAUGCCAAAUGGUGAUAUAAACCAUGAACCCAUGGUUGGUGCAAUAACUGUGGUGACGCAAGAAGCUGCUCAGGUUCUUGAAUCUGCAGGAGAAGGACCAUUAGAUGUCAGGCUAAAAAAACUUGCUGAUGAAAAGGAAGAACUGAUAGCCCAGAUCAGGAAGCUGAAAAUGCAGCUGGAUGAAGAACGUCAGAAGAGCUCCAAGAUCGAGAGCGUGUUAACAGACGGAGAGCGCCUUGAGAACGGCACAGACUUGCAGUUCAUUGAAAUGCAGAGAGAUGCCAACAGACAGAUAAGUGAAUACAAGUUUAAGCUCUCCAAGGCAGAACAGGAAAUAUGUACAAUGGAACAAAACAUAAACAGACUUGAAGGGCAGGUGUCUCGGUACAAAGCGGCAAGUGAGAAUUCAGAAAAAAUCGAGGAUGAACUAAAAGCAGAAAAGAGGAAACUUCAAAGAGAGUUGAGAACAUCCUUGGACAAGAUAGAAGAGAUGGAGAUGACCAAUAGCCACUUAGUGAAGCGAUUAGAGAAGAUGAAAGCUAACAGGAAUGCUAUUCUGUCACAGCAGUAAAGGGUGGAGACAGAGACAGCAACCGCUAAGAGAGCAACGCACUGCAACUUAAAUUAACAAGCCCUUCGUGUCAUAAACUUUUCACAUCAGCACAAACACUUUGGAACACCUUGGAACGUGUUCAUGAAUAAUGAUCUAGUUUUAUAGCAAAAUACUGGCAGACUUUUUUCUUUUGUAAUUUAUAUGAAUGAAAGCAUUGUCCAUUCAAUGUCUGUGUAUGAGAAUUGUGAACUUUUAUUUACCUGUCUUAGUUUAGCAGCUUGAUUCUUAGAUUACAGAGGUGGGGUAUGUAUUUUCUAUGAUUUGCUAGGGAAAUGCAAGUUGUUUUUUUUCCUCAGAGCUUUAUACAUCAAGUUGAUUCACUAAAAGUUUGUAUUUUUCCCUGCUGCUUGGAUGAUGCUGGGUGCUUGGACUUUUUUUGUUUUUGGAUGGCUUGCAUGAAUUCAAGGGGAUACUAUAUUGCUUCUCAAUUAUAAUAUAAAUAAAUGGCUGCUCAUACCCUGCACACAUUCUGCAAGUGCCUUUUACAUGGGGCAAACGAGGUUUAUAAAAUAAUACUGGUACAAAUUAUGUAGUUAACAUAGUGUGCAGUUGGAAAAAAAUAGAUACAAUAAACAAUGUUAAGUUUCAAUGGUUAAGACAAUUUACUUUAAAUUUUUUUUUUUUUUUUCUUGAAAGAAAAAUGUAAAAAUGACUAAGGACUGUAUAUAAAUGUGGAUGUUUUUUUGCAUGGGUGAUGGAUGGCACAUCUUAGUUUUCAGAUUUCAGACAGGAUAUGUAUGACCUUAAUUGUGGGUAUGUGACAGCAAGAAAAAAGGAGAUGAAAAAAAACACUUUGUGCUGUACUUUCUAAAACUGUAUUUUUUACUGCUUGAUUGUUAAGCAGGUUUAGUCUCAGGAGCACAAAAAGUUUGUGACCGGGGCAGCUAAAACAUUAAACAGACACUUUAUAAAGAAGAGGAAGGUUUUUAUUUGUAUUGUGUUCACUUCCAAAUAUUUUUUGCGUGUUUUUUUCAGCUGUACUUGACAAUUAUGCUUCCUUAUCCCCGAUUUAGGAUAUAUAGAUAUGCUUAUUAUGGUUUUCAUUCUUUUUUUAAACUGUACCUUGUAUCUGAAGGUUUCAGCUCAAGUACCCCUUAAAUGGUACCACAGUUGCAAUAAAAGACAGAAUAAUCUGAUUAACAAUACAUUUUCUCCAAAUUCAACUAGCUGCUAUUGCUGUUAAUGCAGCUGCACCUAAUAAGUAACUUCUAAAAAUGCAGAAAGAUUGUACUUCACUGAUUUAGUUAGUAUUCCAUUAUAUGACAAGUUGAAAACAGCAAAGACCAUGAGCAGCACAGAGCACCCUCCAUAGGCAGAAUCACCAGACGCCUGCUUCACCCACCCAUAUCAUUCGUUUUUUCAGGGAACACAAAAAAGGUACAAUGUCAAAAAUAUAUAGCUGAAUGGGCUGUGUUUUAAAAUAAGUAGGUUUCCAUUAGAUGUAGUGUAGUUGGUUUUCUUGGUACAGUACUAUAUUUUCAACAGAAGUAGUUUAAUUCAGAAUAUGAGUGAAAAUAUCACUUGCCAAAAAGGACUGGAACGUGAACUGUAAUACAGUACAUACUUUUAAAUCCAGUACAUAUUGUAGAAGUAUGUACAAUUCCCCAUUAACGACACAACACAAUGAAAUCAAAAUGUUACCCAUGCACAGAACUGCUUAAAACGUAAGUCAAUGCAAUUUAACAAAAGAUCAAAAAAAUAACACCAGUUUCCAGAAUUAAAACAGUAUCCAAUGUCAGUCUUCAAAAUUGCAGAAUAUUGUUCUCGAUAAGGCCUUAAUGUCACAGUUCAGUUGCAAAUGAAAAUGCACAAAAGCAACUAAAGAUUUUAAAAAAAAAUCCCAGUAUCUAAAACUGUUUAAUGAUUAACUUUUACAUUACCGUGCCUUGUCUCGUUUGCUUUGUUUUUGGAGGAAGCGCUGUGUAACUGCAGUGCACAAUAAAGUCAGACUGAUUUGCCAUGCCAGAAAAAAGAAACAAAAAAAAAACACCAUGCAGGCUGUGAUGGUUAAACAAGUCAAUUGUAAUUUGAAAAAUUCAGGUGGCCAAGAAAAGGAUAUUAUUAAUACGGGUUCCUUAUCUGUUUUUUGAUCCAGAUUGUAAACUAAAGUAUUUCAUUACACUUAACAAGGUGCUUGGUGAUUUUCUAAUAUUUUUGGCAAGGAGUAUUCUAACAAAAUACCACAGAUUUGGGGUUUCCAACUGGGUGUACGAGGAUGACUGAGAAAUGCAAAAAUAAAAGUAAAAGAAUAUAAUGAUCUUGAAUUGAUUUUUUUUUAAUAUGUAUUAUCUGUAAACCAUUGUGUUUUAAAUAUUUUAUUUUUGUUUAGCAGUUCAAAUGUUUAAAGUUGCCCUGAACCGCAGAUGAAAAAAAAAAAAUAUAUAUACCACAGAAUCUAUCACGUACGUACUUUCCACCUGUACGCAUGCGUGAUUUCGAUUGCGUGAAUUUCCACUCUGAUAUAGGUGGGUGAAGCAGGCGUCUGGCGAUUCUGCCUCUGGAGAGCGCUCUGUGCUGCUCAUGGUCUUUGCUGUUUUCAACUUGUCAUAAAUGAAGGAAGAAACCACAAAAGAGUCUACAGAAAGUGCAAAGCGACAAAGUUAUACAGAAUCCCUUUGCAUAUUUUUGAUAUUGGCUUUAAUAAAGAAGUUUAUCAAUGUUC
Acipenser ruthenus (sterlet) is the source of this 6028-nucleotide messenger RNA. RefSeq names its product leucine-rich repeat flightless-interacting protein 2-like. The transcript is spliced from 29 exons. Gene Ontology annotation, biological process: regulation of DNA-templated transcription. The coding region runs from base 1012 to 3324 and encodes 770 amino acids. Lineage: Eukaryota; Metazoa; Chordata; Actinopteri; Acipenseriformes; Acipenseridae. The record is from RefSeq and is a predicted model, not a curated record.